Molecule: messenger RNA, 2118 nt
Organism: Cuscuta epithymum
Lineage: Eukaryota; Viridiplantae; Streptophyta; Magnoliopsida; Solanales; Convolvulaceae
Source: the annotation of a GenBank genome assembly
UCAUGACUUUACUUUUAAGUCUAUAUAUAUAUACUCCGUAUUCUCUAAAUGAAAAGUCUCCUAUAAAUGCAUUGGUCCUCCACUCUAUUCAACUUGCGUUCAGGAAAAAAGACUGGAGCUAGGCCGGAGCUAAAUACAAGACACGAGAAUGGCCUGCAAAUACUUCUCAUUUGCACCAUCUUCAUCCUCUCAUCUCUUUUUCUUCAUACUUUUCUUCUCCUUUCUCCCCCUCCUUCACCAAGUCACUUCUUCUUCGGCCACUUCUCCUUCAGCCCCAGCACAAUCCUCAUCAGAAGUCACUCUCGGCGACGGAGGACCAUCGGAAACCCCCACCUCUACAUACAACGCUAAAUGCGGCUGUAUGUUACCGCCGUUGGAUCCGGUCAUCAGAAAGUCCAUCACAGCCAUAUCCCAAUUCAAGCAGCUAAUCACAAAUGACCCGAACGGGUUCACCAAAACCUGGACCGGAGACGAGCUCUGCUUCAACUCAGAGACCUACAAAGGGUUCCACUGCUACUCCCCUGACGGCAGUACACGGCUGAGAGUCGGCGGGAUCAACUUCAACGGGUUUAACCUCGACGGGACCCACCUCUCUCUGAAUGGGUUCAUUGACUCUCUGCCGGACCUGGCCGUAAUCCACGUCAAUUCCAACAAUUUCACCGCCGGGGAAUCCCCGCUUGCGGUUUCCACCGCCGCUCUCCCCACCCUGUUCGAGCUGGAUUUGAGCAACAACAAGCUCGCCGGAGAGUUCCCCGCCGCCCUUCUUGAGGCCACCAACUUGACAUUCUUGGAUCUCCGGUACAACUCCCUGGUGGGGCCCAUUCCCGACAGGGUAUUCACGUUGGACCUAGAUGCUCUGUUUCUGAACAACAAUGGGUUCAACGGUUCGAUCCCGGAGACCCUCGGGAAGACGCCGGCCUAUUUCCUGUCGUUGGCGAACAACAAACUCACCGGUCCGAUUCCGAAGAGCAUCGGAAAUGCGGCGGCAACCUUAACUGAGAUUCUUCUAUUGAACAAUAAGCUGUCGGGCUGUCUUCCCUACGAAAUCGGGCUGCUGAAAAACGUGAGCGUUUUCGACGCCAGUAUCAACACGUUGACGGGCCCACUUCCUCAAUCCUUGGGAUGUCUCAAGAAUCUGAAGAUUCUAAACCUGAAAAGCAAUGAGCUUUAUGGGACGGUUCCAGAAUCUCUGUGCAAGGUGAAGGGUCUGGAGGAGCUGAUCCUGAGCGGGAACUACUUCACACAGAUCGGACCAGAAUGCAGGCUGUUGCUGGAGAAGAAGGUCCUUGAUGUACAGAAUAACUGCAUUUUGGAUCUUCCGAACCAGAGAAGUGCAGAGGAGUGUAAGAGGUUCUUCGUGCAGCCCAGGAAAUGCCCCGACCCGAGAUCCAUGCUGCAAGUGCCUUGCCAGAUUGUCGAAGUUCCGAAAAUGGUGGCGGAAGAGGCGGUGGAGGCGGUGGCCGAUCAUCGUCUUCGUCCCCGCAAGUCCAAGAGGAAGUCCUCAAGAACUUAUAAAGCCCUCAAUAGUGUACACAGGCACCAUUGAUAUAUAUACUCCGGGCUCCCUCCGUCCCGAAAGAGGUUCGUCAAAUUGAUAUUUUUUAAUACGAAAUUAUUUUGAAUAUGAAAAUUAUAUUAAAAUGUUUCUUAUUCAAAAUAUUUUCAUUAAAGUAUAAACUUUAUAAAUCAUAUACAAAUAUAAUAAUCAAAAUCAUUGCCCAAAGUUUGUCAUACUAAGAAUAUCAAUAUGACGAACAUUUUUUGGGACGGAGGUAAUAUUUGUGAAUCGAUCUGCAUGGUGAUCGAGCUUAUAGUUGACAUUCAUGCAUCAUACAAGUACGUGAUCAUAGCUUCUUAUCAGUGUUUGUUUGCCAUUAUAUUAUUCAUCUUCUGAUCUUUCCUCCAAGAUUUUGCUGAAGCCCUACCGGCUACCGACGUACGAAGUAUGCAAGAACAUCAUCAUCAUCAUUUCUAAUUUACUGUCUUGUUCAGUUCUUUGUGUUUCUUUGUACACUACUCCUUCCAUUUCAUAUGAUUUUGACUUUAUGAUGUUUGACUGACUAUUCAAGAACUAGAGAAAAUUCUCUAAACGGAUCUACUCUGGGAAAUUUUAAUCAA